This is a messenger RNA of Rotaria socialis, 3924 nucleotides long. The record is from the annotation of a GenBank genome assembly. NCBI's taxonomy places the organism in Eukaryota, Metazoa, Rotifera, Eurotatoria, Philodinida, Philodinidae.
AUGUUAAUCUGCCUUGGAAUAGGUGUGGCAAGUACAGAAGAUACGUCGUUUUUUGUGCCUUCACCGACAAAUCCCGAAGAUGGUGGCCUUCUUGAAGAACUCUGCGAAACACUUAUAUUAACUAUUGUGAUGGUUUUAUGGAAAGGCAUUGUCGGUUCUGAUGACGAAGCUUGGACUAGUCGCGGUCAAAUUUUUUCAGCACUUCGUUAUCUUCAUCGUGAUCAUGAAUUUUAUUUACCAUUGGUUUAUAUUGAACGGCGAAUACUGGAAUUAUGCAUGGAAACAUGUUUGAACGACCUGAAAAUAAAUGGAGGUAAAACAACAUCAACUUAUGAGAAUAAUUGCCGUGAAUUAAUCAAAAUUGUUGAUGAUUUUAUUUCGCAAACAACUGAAAUAAAUGAGCGAAUAACAGAUAACUUUAUUAAUGGAAUUCUUCCUAUAUUAGAUACGAUGCUUAUCUUUGAAGAAAAUGGUACUGGUGAUCAAACAGUAGCAACACUUGUUUCUCAUAAUGAGCAUUGGACUGAGACAUCAUUAACUGGUCUUAAUAUUCUUUUAAAUCUUCUUGCUCAUCCCAAUGUAUUAUUCUGUGGUCCGGCAUCUGUCCGUAUACAUUCGUUAUUACAUAGUCGUCCCUUGAAUGGACGUGAAGAAGCAGCAUAUUUAUUAUCAAAUGUAAAUAAAAUCUUUUCAUCCAUUGCACAAAAUGAAGAUUGUGAACAUUUUACUUAUUUAUUACCAUUAAUGAAAACAAUUAUUGAUAAAUCAUAUGAAAUUCUUCAAAUGAAUGUACAAAUACCAAAUGUACCAUUACAUAAAGCAACAUCAACAGCAUUAGAUGAUUUUCGUCGAUAUUGUUCAUCGCCCGAUAGUCAAGAAUGGCAAAUGUUUAUUCAACGACAUAUUGAACCACUUGCUGAACAUUAUCGGUCGAUGUCUAUAAGACCUUUUCAUAUGAAUAUGAAAAUAUGGUGGAAUAAUUGUCAUGAAAUGAUGAUGAUUGGUAUACAUAAACGAAAUAGACAAAUUGGUGAAGAGAAAUUAAAAUUUCAAAGUCACAUUGUCCAGCAAUGGUCUAUUCGUCGUCGUAAUGAGCAGCAGCGUAAUUUAAAAUUAGCUAAACAACGUCGUAUACAUCAAACACAUGUUGAACAAGAAUGGAAAGAUCGAGGAAAAUAUAUUCAUGGUGAACGUGGUCCAUGGUGGAAUGAAAACGACAGUAAAGAACAUCAUUGGAUGUUAUCUGAUCGUGAAAAUAUUCAUCGUAUGAGAUGUAAACUUAUAGAAAAUAAUGAUUUUAACACACAUGAGGAAGCCAGCCGAUUGAGAGAUAACUUAGGUAUUGAUUCAAUAGCUGAAUCACGUAAAUCAUUACUUGAAGAAAGUUUAAAAAAUAAAAAUUUAUCAAUUCAACAAGAAAUUUUAUAUGGAAAUUCCAUGGAUGAACAAGAGCUUUUAGCUGUUUCAAAUGAAACUCAAUCGUUAUUACUUGAAGAAAAAGAAAAAAUGAUUAUUGGUACACCAUGCUCAUUAAUAACUUCAACAUUCGUUACAGAGGGUAAACUUGAAAUAACCAAUCGAUAUAUUUACUUUUUUGAUUCAACACCGCAAAAAGCAUGUCAAAAUGAUUUCAAAUAUCCAUUAUCAUGGUUACAAGAUGUACAGUUACGUCGAUAUAAUUUACGUCCAUCAGCAUUAGAAUUUUUUCUUCUAAAUCAAACAAAUUUUUUAGUUAAUUUUGAUAAAAAAUUACGACGACAAAUUUAUCAAAAAAUUAUGUCAUUAAAGUUGCCUGGGAUGAAGAGUGUGUUUUCAAAUCUAUCGAUGUCAAUGACACCGCAAGGAAUUCUUAAAGAAUCAAAAUUAACUGAAAAAUGGGUUACACGAGAAAUAUCAAAUUUUGAUUAUUUAAUGAUGUUAAAUGCAAUUGCAGGACGAACUUUUAAUGAUCUCAAUCAAUAUCCUAUUUUUCCUUGGAUAUUGAAAGAUUAUACUUCAGAUGUGUUGAAUAUUAAUGAUCCAAAUAUUUUUCGCGAUUUUUCUAAACCAAUUGGCAUACAAAAUCCGAAACAUAUUGAAGAUGUUAGACUUAAAUAUGAAUCAUUUGAUGAUCCAACUGGUUUAAUGAAAAAAUUUCAUUAUGGUACACAUUAUUCAAAUGCUGCUAGUGUGAUGCAUUAUCUUAUUCGAAUGGAACCUUUUACUACCUUGCAUAUUCAAUUACAAAGUGGAAAAUUUGAUAUCGCGGAUCGUCAAUUUCAUUCUUUUCAAUCGGCAUGGUUAAAUAUAAUGGAUUCUCCCAAUGAAGUGAAAGAAUUGAUUCCAGAAUUUUUCUACUUAUCAGAAUUUCUUGUGAAUUCAAACAAAUUCGAUUUAGGUAAACUUCAAAUAAGUAAUCAAAUAUUAAAUGAUGUCCAAUUGCCACCAUGGGCUCACAAUUCUCCCGAAGAAUUUAUUCAUACUCAUCGUUUAGCACUUGAGUCUGAUUAUGUUUCAACUCAUCUACAUGAAUGGAUUGAUCUUAUAUUUGGUUAUAAACAGACAGGUCAAGCUGCUAUUGAUGCUGUUAAUGUAUUUAUGUAUUGUUCAUAUGAAAAAGCUGUGGAUGUUGAUGCAAUUGAGGAUCCAGUUACACGUGAAGCCAUUGAAGGUAUGAUACAAAAUUUUGGACAAAUUCCAUCUCAACUUCUAACGGAACCACAUCCACGAAGACAAACACAUGAGCAGGCAGCAUUUGAGAUUGAAUCUCAAGGACGUGCAUUAAAUGUAUUCCAAAACUUGACUCAUAUACGAGCAUUUUUUGUUGAAAUAACACCGGAAAAUGAUAAAUUAUGUGAUCCAAUAACAUUUAUUUCAAUACCGAAAAAUCAAGUUCGCUCAUUUAUGCAACAAGGUAUUCCUGAUACAUUGGUUACUGUGAGUGUAAGUGGCGCUGUUGGAAAUAAUGGUUGGCAACCAUAUGAUAAAUCUUUAAGUAAUUUUUUUACAUUUGAGCGAGAUCCAACAUUACAAACUGAACGAAAUCGACAUAUCAUUGCUGCUCCGUUUUUCCCAUCACUAGAAAUAAAUUCCCGUUUAUUUGCUGUUUCUCAUGAUGCACAAUUUGUAUUCAGUGGUGGUCAUUGGGAUUGGUCAUUACGUGUUUAUUCAUUAAUUAAAUCAAAAAUGAUAAGUUCAUUAAUUCAUCAUAGUGAUAUCAUAACAUGUUUAACAUUGGAUUCAACUGGAUCUAUUCUGGUAACUGGUUCACGUGAUACAACUUGUGUUGUUUGGAAUAUAUCUUCCAAUGAUAGCCGUAAUUCAAAUAAUAUAAAUGAUCAAGAAUCUAGUUCAUUUAUUUCACCUGCUGUUACUCUCUAUGGUCAUACGUCAACAAUAACAUGUGUCCAUGUAUCAACCGAACUUGAUCUUGUUGUCUCGGGUUCAUUAGAUGGUACUUGUAAUAUGCAUACAGUUGAACAUGGAGUUUAUGUUCGAACAUUGCGGCCUAUUGGUGAUCCCAUUAUUAAUAUACAAUUAUCCACUGAAAGACAUAUACUUAUUCAAACAGAAAAAGAUGAUACAAAUUUAUUUCUAUAUUCAAUAAAUGGUGGCUUUAUUCGAAAAAGAAAACUAGAUUAUCAUGUUAUUGAUAUGAUUUUAAGUGAAAAACACAUUGUACUUGCUGUUAAUCAUGUAACAUCAUCACCACAGACAAAUCAAAAGUUGAAUAAAAAAUCAGCAAGUGUAGUAGCUGCAAGAAUUAUUAUCAAAGAUAUGUUUGAAAUGAAAACAAUUCAAACAAUUCGUCUUCAUACACAUAUCAAUUGUCUUUACUUUACAAAAGAUUUCAGUCACUUACUUGCUGGUGUUAAAGAUGGAAAAUUAAUUGUAUUAACAGCUGAAAAAAAAGCUUUGGCAAGAAAUGUUAUUAAAAAUCUUUAA